This is a messenger RNA of Ixodes scapularis (black-legged tick), 1248 nucleotides long. RefSeq lists its product as uncharacterized. The record is from RefSeq and is a predicted model, not a curated record. The transcript has a single exon. Lineage: Eukaryota; Metazoa; Arthropoda; Arachnida; Ixodida; Ixodidae. Bases 1 to 1248 code for a protein of 415 amino acids. Gene Ontology annotation, molecular function: nucleic acid binding; zinc ion binding.
AUGAAGCGCUUGGAACUGGAAAUGAAACGUCUCGAGAUGAAUCAGGCAGUGAGGGGCGUCUCGAACCCCGGCGAAGUGAAGGCUUUAAAAAUUAAAGACCUAAUGCAGCCCUUCAAGGUGGGUGAGGAUAUUGGUCUUUUUCUGGUAAAUUUUGAAAGGACGUGCAACAGAAUCGGGUGGUCACGUGAUACAUGGCCUCAGCUCUUGCUCACGUUGUUGCCUUGUGAAGCGGCACAGGUUGUCGCCAGACUUAGCCCGGAGGAGGCAGCAGACUAUGACGCGGUCAAGCUCGGCCUUCAGAAAAAGUAUCGCUUGUCGACGGAGGCUUUCCGGCAGCGUUUUCGGGGUGCCAGAAAAAAACCCGAAGAGUCAUACAUUGAGUUCGCUUACAAUCUUAGGUCGAACUUGGUGGAAUGGCUUAAAAGUGCGGAGGUCUACGGUAACCACGAUGGCAUUGUCGAGUGCUUCGGGCCCGAACAACUGUACAAGGGCAUGCCGGAGGUAAUGCGAUACUGGGUUCAGGAUAAAAAUCCUGACACAACUCAAAAGGCUGCCGAGCUGGCCGAAGAGUUUGUGGCACGCCGCAGUAGCCAGAAAGACGAUACCCCAGAACGUAAGUUUCCAGGAGCGCGCGGCGAUUACCGCGGAAAUUAUUACAAGCCACGCUCCGAGGAAGACAAGAGGGAGCCGAAGGACACCGUAAAGGGCGCUCAUCGGUCGAGGGCCGCGGGAGGCGGAGAGGCAGGAGAGGAGAACCAUCGCGCGGAGAAACAAGGUCGGGCAGACGAAACCACAAAAAAACAAUUUGAGGCGAGAAAGCCCAUGCGUUGUUUCCGCUGCAACGAGACGGGUCAUAUGGCGGCUGGUUGCCGAAAGCCUCGGGUGGUAUUUUCGUACCUUAGUAAAGAUGACGAGAACGACAGGCUGCUCGAGCCUUAUCUCCACGACCUCCUCGUGAACGGCGAGCCCUGCAAGGUGCUCAGGGACUGCGCCGCCACGUUGGACGUCGUGCACCCAUCGCUCGUGCAAGCGGACCACUACACUGGUGAGUGUGCGUGGAUACGGCAGGUCGUGGAACAGCAGAGCGUCUGUCUGCCGGUAGCCAGGGUGACGAUUCAAGGUCCUUUCGGCAAACUGGAGACGGAGGCUGCGGUUUCAGCUAACCUACCACCCCAGUAUCCGUACCUCUUUUCUAAUAAAUCGGACCAAAAACUGCGUAAAAUGGGAAAGCGUUUGUUGACGGGGUAG